Messenger RNA from Spinacia oleracea (spinach), 5711 nucleotides. Its product is annotated as pentatricopeptide repeat-containing protein At3g26782, mitochondrial. The record is from RefSeq and is a predicted model, not a curated record. Gene Ontology annotation, cellular component: intracellular membrane-bounded organelle. Gene Ontology annotation, biological process: RNA modification. Bases 2760 to 4772 code for a protein of 670 amino acids. Gene Ontology annotation, molecular function: protein binding; RNA binding; zinc ion binding. NCBI's taxonomy places the organism in Eukaryota, Viridiplantae, Streptophyta, Magnoliopsida, Caryophyllales, Amaranthaceae. The transcript has 2 exons.
CUAAUUAAAUUAUUAAUUAAUUAUGAAAAACAAAUCAAUUCUAAAUUAUUCGAAUUUCAACAAAUUAAUCAUAAUUACAAAUUAGGUUGUAUAAUUAACAAGUCUAGGCAUUCAAAUUUGUUAAACAUAUACUGUAGGUCAAUCUAAAACUCAAGAUUUAUCAACAAGAAUCGCAAAUAUUCAAUUUAACAUCUUAAAUUUACAAACUUUUGCGUUCGAAAAACUAAAACCUCCAAAAAGUCAUAGUUAGGCUUCGAAUUUGGGAAUUCUGGGUUCGGCCGAAAAACGCUAUUUUUGUCAAAAUUUUAGAAUGUCUUUUACAUGCGGAAUUGACACAAAAAUCACUCGAUUUGGAUGAGUAACGAAAAAACUGCCGAAAAACUGCGUACAUAUAAUUAAAUAAACGCAAUUUGCAAUUACUUAACAAUUACAAAAAUUAAUCACCCCUUUUAAUUCCUUGCAAAUUUGUAUAAUUUAACCAUGUUUAUGCAAUUUAGAUUAUGAAAAUAAUAAGAGGCUCGUGAUACCACUGUUAGGUUAUGAUACAUAUGACAUAACAUAAACCAUGCGGAACACCUUAAUGCCAGAAAACAUAUAUAAUUUACACAUAAUCAUAUAGCAUAAUUUAGAUGCAUACACUUUGUAGCGUGCCUUCCCUAGCUGCGCCCGAACCGAACAAGAACAAGUCUUUAGGACUCCAAGUGUCGUCCCUCCGUAGAUAGUCCACAGCACGUCCGGAUCCGCCUUAAGUUUGACCAACUAGAAUCGCCCUUAAGGUUCUAAAAAUUUCGGGUAAAUAGGUUGCAAGUGUUUGGCUGAUUUUUGCUUCAAAAUCUUAACUUUGAAUACUUCAAUGUUGUGUAUAAAUUUGUGACCCUAAGCACCUAUUUAUAGAGUUAUGGAAAAGGACUUAUAAUCCUAUUAGAAUACUAAUUUAGUUUAAUUAGAAUCAUGCUAGGACUCUAUUAAAUAAACUUUAUCUAUUAGGAUUAGGAUUUAAUCAUAUGAAGAAUUCCGAUAGCUUUAGGAUUCGUAUAGCACGCAUGCACACAGCGCCCAAGCACCGCACGCCCAUGCGCAAGCCUUGCGGCCCACGCACUGCGCACAUCGCUGAGGCCCACUUGCUCGCAGCCCAUCGCUAAGCUCGCGCGCGCCAAGGCUUGGCUGGGCCUGACCUUGCGCUGGGCCUGGCCUUGCGCUGGGCCUGGCCUUGCGCUGGGCCUGGCCUUGCGCUGGGCCUGGCCUUGCGCUGGGCCUGGUUGAGGCUUGGCGUGUUAUUGGAUGUGUGUGGCUUGCUGGGCGAUGGCAUGGCUUCGUGCUGGGCCUUCGUCUAGCAAGCCUCGUCCGAUGCUAAUUCGUACGAUACGCUUUCCGAUUAAAUUCCCGAUUUCGGAAUUCAUUUCCGAUACGAACAAUAUUUAACAUUUCCGAUUCCGGAAUUAAUUUCCGUUUCGAACAAAUAUUUAAUAUUUCCGUUUCCGGAAUUAUUUCCCGAUUCCGAUAAUAUUUCCGAUUCCGGUAAUAUUUCCGAUUCCGGUAAUAUACGAUUCCGAUGCAAGGUCGUAUCGUAUAAUACGUUUUCCAAACUAAUUCCCGAAAAGCUAUUAAAUGAAUUUCCGAUUCAUUUAAUCCGUUGAUCUGUUACGUGUCAUUGGUGUGACCUUGUAGGUUCAGUCAAGAGUAAGAUGUGAGUUCAAUAUCCAUUAGAACUCACUGAUCGGAAGCAUUGUUCCAGCUAGCUGUUCCGAUCACUUGAUCUCACUUAAUUAAUUGUUCGCAAUUAAUUUGAACCUUGGUAUUAGAGUUAAUGCACCUUGGGUGAAGGACAUAUUUCCUUCAUAGAAUAUCAAUUACCCACAAGGAUCACCUCCAAGACAAUCAACCAAACAAUACAACUCCAAUUGACCACAAAUAAUCCACCAAACAAAUAACCUAACAAUCAACCAAUAAUGGACAGCAACAAUAAUCAAAUGCGAAGAACAAAAUGCAAUCAACAACACACGAAUUAUACGUGGAAAACCCCUUCGAUGUGAAGAGUAAAAACCACGGGACUUGUGAGGAGUCCACCCUUGUCACCUUCUCUUAUUAUGAUAAAAUUGAGGGAAAAAGAACCCAAAUCAGACAUACAAAGUUUCACAACCCACCAACACUUCCAUACAUAAGAGAUCAACAAUUAAGAGAUAAGAGAUGAAGAAUAUCACCCAAAAACGUAGGUUCUGUCCAGCAGCGACCACGGACAAACCAGAGCUCAAAACGACGAUCCAACUGUUCAAAAUGAGGCCCUAUGUAUCCUCAACAAGCUGACAAAAAAUCAGCACGAUCCGACCAUUCAAUCUCCGGCAAACAGAAGUUUUCUGAUGGCUGCCCUGAAAACUACGAACACUUUCUUCUCUUUCUCUCCUCUCCUUUUUUAGUGUGUGUUUAGAUCUGAUUUCUCACUCAGCCAACCUAACUUCUCUUAGGUCAUAACUAAACAUAAAAAACACUCCAAGACUUCUAACAUAAGCCAACCAAUUUAGCCCCAAGUGGACUAAAAACAUAACCCAAUAUUUUGGGCUCACAAACACAAGUCAAAUUACUUACUUGUACAACGGCUGGACCCACAACAGACAUGCCCUCAGGGGUAACCUAUGCAAAGGAAAAUUGAACACCUCUUCCCGCGCAUUACUAAACUACAAAACUUCGCUGAGUACCCAUUUAAUUUUUCAAACUCAGAGGUACCAAAAGCACCUAAAUUCCUCAAAUAUUUAACUGAAUGAAUGAGGAUUUCUUCUCAAUAUCGCUCAAUUAUCUUGAGCAUCAAACAUAGCUUAAAACCCAGAAUUAAUCUCCAUUAUUGCUGUUUUUAUUCAUCAUCUCCUAAUUCCAACCUCUUGACAUUGUUCAACCAAUACGUUGAUCCUACCAAUGUGCACUCCUGGAACUCGGUCAUCGCCGAGCUGGCUCGAAGCGGUGAUUCUGUCGAAGCCCUUCGAGCCUUCUCGUCGUUGCGAAAACUCUCUCUGUUCCCCAACCGCAACACAUUUCCUUGUACAAUAAAGUCUUGUUCUUCUCUCAAUGAUCUCUUAUCCGGCCGACAAGCCCACCAGCAGGCUUUUGUGUUUGGGUAUGAUUAUGAUCUUUUUGUGUCCUCUGCUUUGAUUGAUAUGUACUCCAAAUGUGGGCAGAUAUGGAAUGCACGCAAGCUGUUCGAUGAAAUUCCUCAAAGAAAUGUUGUGUCUUGGACGUCGAUGAUCACUGGUUGUGUCCAGAAUGAUGAACCCCAUGAGGCAUUGUUGCUUUUUAAUGAGUUUUUGGCUGAGGAAAGUGAGAUUGAGGGAGAGAAGGAGGGUUUUUCUGUGGAUCAAGUUGCUUUGGUUUCGGUAUUAUCAGCUUGUGCGAAGGUUUCAAAUAAGGUUGUGACCGGAGGGGUUCAUGGGCUUUCCGUAAAACGGGGUUUUGAUGGGUUUAUGGGAGUGGGGAAUACUUUAUUGGAUGCAUAUGCUAAGUGUGGGGAGCUGGAUAUGUCAAAGAAGGUGUUUGAUGGGAUGGCAGAGAAAGAUGUCAUUUCUUGGAACUCUAUGAUUGCGGUGUUUGCACAAAAUGGAUUGUCAACUGAAGCUAUACAAGUGUUUCAUGAUAUGGUGAAUGGUAGUGGUGUUAUAUGUAAUGCAGUGACAUUGUCUGCUAUUCUGUUGGCUUGCUCUCAUGCUGGGGCUUUGCUACAUGGCAAGUGCAUACAUGAUCAGGUCGUUAAGAUGGGCUUGGAACAGAAUGUGUUUGUUGGCACUUCAAUUAUUGACAUGUAUUGUAAAUGUGGUAAAGUUGUAAAGGCGAGGAGAGCUUUUGAGCGUAUGAAGGUGAAGAACGUGAAGUCUUGGAGUGCAAUGAUAGCUGGUUAUGGGAUGCAUGGGUAUGCCAGAGAAGCACUAGAUAUUUUCUAUGCUAUGAAAAAGGUAGGGGUAAAACCAAAUUAUAUAACUUAUGUAUCAGUGCUAGCUGCGUGCAGCCAUGCUGGGCUUGUUGAAGAAGGAUGGGAGUGCUUUGCAAGCAUGAAAAAGGAGUUUGGUGUGGAACCUGGGGUCGAGCAUUAUGGUUGUAUGGUUGAUCUUCUUGGCCGUGCUGGUUCACUUGACAAGGCAUAUGAUUUGGUCAAAGGAAUGAAAGUUGAGCCUGAUUUUGUGGUCUGGGGAGCUCUCCUAGCUGGGUGCCGGAUGCAUAAAAAUUUAGAGCUAGCAGAAAUAUCGGCAAGGAAAUUGUUUGAAUUAGACUCGAGUAACUGUGGGUAUUAUGUUUUGCUUUCUAAUAUGUAUGCUGAUGCUGGAAGAUGGGCAGAUGUUGAGAGAAUAAGAAUUUUAAUGAAGGAAAAUGGGUUGGUUAAACCUCCUGGAUUUAGCUUGCUAGAAGUGAAAGGAAAGGUUCAUUUAUUUUUGGUUGGAGAUAAAGAGCAUCCUCAGCAUGAACAAAUUUACGAGUACCUAGACAACCUAUAUAUGAAACUGAAAGAAAUUGGAUAUGUAUCUGAUAAGGCAUCUGUUCUUCAUGAUGUUGAUGAUGAAGAGAAGGAAUUCAUCUUACGAGCUCACAGUGAGAAGCUUGCAGUUGCAUAUGGUAUUAUGAAUACUUUUCCUGGGACUACAAUCCAUGUCAUAAAAAACCUCAGGGUUUGCGGUGAUUGUCACACUGUGAUAAAGCUGAUAUCCAAAGUUGUAAACCGAGAGAUUGUGGUAAGAGAUUCUAAGCGUUUCCACCAUUUUAAAGAUGGGACUUGUUCAUGUGGUGACUACUGGUAAAUUGGUAAUUCAUAAAGGUUCUUCCUAGAAGGAAAGACUGGGCAAUUUCAUUAUAUUAUGUGCACCGCAGAAAUUAUGGGUCUUACAUGUUUGGAGGAGAUAGUGGACAUGAAAUCUCGGUAGGAUACUGCAUACUGUUAAAUUGACUGGAACUUUUGAUGUCCGAUCUCAUUAGUUCUCGAGAGACUGGAACUUUUAAGCAUUUGUAGGCUGACAGUAUGUAAAUACAAGGCAAAUACCAAAGAAAUAAGAAACUUGCUUAAUAUGUCGAAUGUUCCAAUAAUUGAGGUUUAUAUGAGCAGUGCGUUAUGGAUUAUUUACAUGACAUACUAUAAAUUUACGGAGAGCAUCCUCUGAAGAACUUGUCUAUAAGUAUUGAUUUCCUCCUUGGUGAACUCUCUUGGAUGUGCUGUUUGUUACGAUCAAAGUAACUUAGAGUACGCUGCAGUCUGUCAUUUUCGACCCUCAACAUCCUCACCUGAUUUUGAAGCUUUAUGAUGGUCUCUCUCUUCUCAGAGUUUCUUCUGAUCAACUCAACCUGCAGCUGUGUAUUUUCUUCAACAAGCUUUGAAAAUUUCAACUUCACUCCAUCAGACCAUACCAUUUCUGGCCUAAUGCUGCAUCCAUCUUUGGGUACUAAGUUAUUCGAAGACCUCUUUAUAUUUUCAAUAUCAGUCAUUGUGCCUUCACAAUCAAUAUCCACAUCUUCUACAAUGGAUUCAGGAUUUGAAUCAGUAGUCUCCAACUGAGAAUCAUCCAUGUAUUUCAUGCUUGAAGGGGAUGAUGAUGAUUUUAAGCUUUCGUAUUUCUCUGCUAAGGAGCGGUAAGAUAUGUAGAGAUCUUGAACUGCUUUCUUCAUUGUUUGUUUUUUUCUCAAACUUAUUUCAGCAUUUUUCAAGGGAGAAUUAUCAUCAUCAUCUUCUAAUAGAUUCAGAAUGA